GCCGGAAGCUGAGUGUGGGAGAAGCUGGUCUGUGCACUGAGGUCAGCUGGAGUCCCCUGACCUUCUGUGUGAAGAUGUGGCUCACAAGACUGAUGCCUCACUUGAGUAGAGCCACAAGGCUAGCAGGAUAUAUAACGCCACGGUGCCUUGGUACAAGCCAGAAGAGCUUUUUUGCUUGUUAUAGCACACGGCAGCCCCAGAAACAGCGUUUUUCCCUUCCUGUCUGGUACAGCCAUGAACCUGAGCUGGAUGAAGUUCUGGUUCCUCGAAUGCUGUCAAUCACUCCUCUGGAGAGCUUGCUUUCCUCCCGAUACUCGUUGCCCAAACCUGAGGCCUCCAAUAAUCAGGAGGAGCCUGAAGACCAAUUAAAGAUCUACGAUUGCCCUACUUCACAAGACACUGACCACACGGGUGAGGAAAGCGGACACAAGCAUAUAGUUCAAUGCAUAAACAUCCUUAAGAUCCGAAGUAGGAAGAUGAACAAACAUAAAUACAAGAAGCUGCAGAAGCGUGUGAAGUAUUUGCGACGGGAGGUCCUUCAUAAGCGUUCUGUAAAGAAACAGAAAAGGUUUGAAAAAGAUAUGGUGCGUAUCUGGAAGAAGGCGGGCCUGAGAAAAGAACCUAACGGCUGGAUAACACCGAAUAUCUUUGUAAAGCAUUACUGA
Staurois parvus is the source of this 665-nucleotide messenger RNA. NCBI's taxonomy places the organism in Eukaryota, Metazoa, Chordata, Amphibia, Anura, Ranidae. The record is from the annotation of a GenBank genome assembly.